Molecule: messenger RNA, 363 nt
Organism: Caenorhabditis remanei
Lineage: Eukaryota; Metazoa; Nematoda; Chromadorea; Rhabditida; Rhabditidae
Exons: 4
Coding region: 1-363 (120 amino acids)
Source: RefSeq, a predicted model, not a curated record
AUGGUGGCUGUUGCUGUCCUUAAAUCAUGUCACUUCUGGGCGGCAAUACUUUUUUGGAACCGACCAUUUCUUGUGCCAAAUUACGUUAUCGCAACAACUGUUCUCGAUUUUCUGUCAACACCACUGUUCAUUCAACUAUCGUAUCUGAUAUGUUACAAAAAGAAAUUUCGCAAUUUAAAAGAUAAUGUAUCUUUCGGAAUGAUUCUUCAAGGAGUGAUCAGAACACCGAAGCACCGCGUGCAAGCUGAGAUGAACAUGGCCUGCACAUCGACAACUGGAGAACAUGGGAAUGGAAAUGGCGAAUCGAUGAUUGCCCUGACGAGGAGAGUUGCUUAUCACACAAAAGAACGCGGAAAUUGGUAA